AUGGCUCUGCCCUUCUUGUUCCUCCCUGGCAGGACAGAGUGGAGUGUCACCAGCUGGUCCAAGGGGAAGCUACGAGAGCUCCUGGUGGGCAUCAUCCUGCAGAACGAGGCUGGCUGCGAGAUCAGUGAGCUGAAGCAGGUGGAAGGCGAGACUUCCUGCAGCAGCCACAAAGGAAAGCUGAUUUUCUUUUAUGAGUGGAACAUCAUUUGGGCUUGGUAUGGUGUAAUUAAAGAAUCUGGUGCCAAGCAGAAGGGAUUGGUUGAAAUACCCAGCCUUUCUGAAGAAAAGGAUGUAGAUGGCACUGAGUUAAAAGAAAGAGAUGGGGAUAUAUUGAAAGAUCUUAUAAUUGCAGGCCCCGCCAAGGUCAGGGAGGCCCUUGGAGAUUAACUGAAGGCACUUAAGACAGAAUUUACAAUGGACAUGAUUUUACUGACAAAACGGACAACCCAAGGACUGGCUGUUGAGAGGAGACAGUGUGAAAGGGCCUUGCAGGUUCAGGCCUCCUCUCCAGUGGCACCGGGCGUAGGGGUCCCUGCUGUGGCACCCAAGACGGGCCUGUUCCACAGAGUGGCGGAGCAUCGCUACGUUAUGUUCACUUUGGUGCAAAAAUUUUCUGCAUCUGCUGAAUUAGAAGCUAAAAAGAGAGGGAAAUUCCAAAUGUUUGAUGGGAAUAUCACCAAUGAAUAUAUAGAAUUGUUAAGUAAUCUUCCGAUAUGGACAUGCAGGAACUGGCCAGAGGUAUGUUACUAUGUGUUAACAGUUGCACUGCCCUUUGUGCCUCCUCCAGGGCAAACUGAAUUACAGUUGGACUGCAAAGGAGUUCCUGUCUGUAACGAAGAAAACAUGACAUUCUGUUGGCAGCAGCAGCAUUCUGAAGAAAUAAAAGGCUUAUUACUGCAGCUGACUACCCUAAAUGGUUGAUUUAGAUUUUGUAAGUAGAAAAAGAAAACUUACCUUUUCCCUAUUAUUCCUUUUAAAAAAGAAACAAAAACUCAGUAUACUGGAUGAAAUCCAUGAACUUAUACAUAAUUUAAAGCAUUAUUUGAAUCUUUAUUAUGACUAGAUUGUUGAGUUAAAGUAGCAAGCAACCUGAAACUAGGUAUUAACUUUACCUCCCAUAGAUGCUCCUCUGGGAACUAAGUCCCUGAGUACAGAGAGCUAAGCUUGCUAAGACCAACUUUAGCGUGGGAAACAUUUUACUUCAGGGCGUGUAAGGUGUGUAGCUCUUAGUGAAGAAGUGGCAUGUUGCUUUCAGGAGCAUGUGGCAAUGAGGUAAGUUGGCUAUACUGUUACUCUUCUCCCUGCAGCAGUUACAAUGUACUAAUUUCUACC
Manis pentadactyla (Chinese pangolin) is the source of this 1332-nucleotide messenger RNA. RefSeq names its product activator of 90 kDa heat shock protein ATPase homolog 2-like. The record is from RefSeq and is a predicted model, not a curated record. Gene Ontology annotation, biological process: protein folding; positive regulation of ATP-dependent activity. Gene Ontology annotation, molecular function: ATPase activator activity; protein-folding chaperone binding. Gene Ontology annotation, cellular component: cytosol. Lineage: Eukaryota; Metazoa; Chordata; Mammalia; Pholidota; Manidae.